Messenger RNA from Tribolium castaneum (red flour beetle), 1144 nucleotides. RefSeq lists its product as uncharacterized. The transcript has 5 exons. The record is from RefSeq and is a predicted model, not a curated record. Lineage: Eukaryota; Metazoa; Arthropoda; Insecta; Coleoptera; Tenebrionidae. Gene Ontology annotation, cellular component: cytosol. Gene Ontology annotation, molecular function: aldose reductase (NADPH) activity. The coding region runs from base 112 to 1098 and encodes 328 amino acids.
AUCGACAAAAUCUAGAUAAUCCAAACUAUAUAAAUAACACGCUUUCCGAAAACGUAAACAGUAGCGUGAUAUUCUCCAGUUAGACACAAAUUAUUUAUUAUUUUUGUUAAAAUGGCGGCGACAAAGUUUCUAAAUCUGCCGGAUGGCUCGAAGAUGCCAGUCCUUGGACUAGGAACGUGGCAGGCAAAAGACAAAGGCCAACUCGAAGCCGCGUUAAACACGGCACUUGAACUGGGCUACCGCCACAUCGACACUGCCUAUAUUUACGAAAAUGAAAAAAUCAUAGGCGAUGUUUUGAAAACCUGGCUCAGUUCUGGCAAACUGAAACGGGAAGAUCUUUUCAUUACAACAAAACUUCCUAUGUUUGGUAUGAAUCCGGACCGGGUUGAGUAUUUCCUGAAAAAAUCACUGGAAAAUUUGCAAAUGGAUUAUGUCGAUUUGUAUUUAAUCCAUUUUCCAAUUGGAUUCAAAUUUGAUAUGAGUACGGGACGACCGGUUGUUAACGACAAACGACAAUUAGUACCAGAAGGCAAAACAGACCAUGUGGCCAUUUGGAAGAAAAUGGAAGAACAAGUCGACGCCGGUCGCAUCAAAACCAUCGGUCUUUCCAAUUACAACAUUUCACAAACUGAGACAAUUCUAAAAUCUGCUAGAAUAAAACCCGCAAAUUUACAAGUCGAAAUGCACGUUUACUUGCAACAAAGGGAUCUUGUUAAUUUUUGCCACAAAAAUGGAAUUACUGUAGUGGCCUUCUCGCCACUAGGAGCCCCCAGCUAUAACAAAGUUUUACAAGCAAUGGGCAGAGAAUCCAAAAUAUUGCCCGACAUACUUGGAGAUUCAGUUGUUAAUAAAAUAGCCAACAAACACUCAAAAACACCGGCUCAAAUUGUUUUGAGAUUUUUGAUACAAAGCGGAGUCGCAGCCAUACCUAAAAGUGUUACUCCGAAACGGAUUCAAGAAAAUAUAAACGUGUUCGACUUUAGCCUCGAUGAUAAUGAAUUUAAAGAGCUCUCCAGUUUGGAAGCCGGCGAAAAGGGCAGAGUGCAUGAUUUUAAUAUGGGAUUUGAUCUGAAGGAUCACCCAGAUUUUCCAAUUUAGCCAAAAAUUGUGUAUCUAUGAGGUGAAUAAAAUUCUUGCACUGCAA